AUGAAGAACCUCCAAGCCGUGGCUGCUCUAAGUGAGAAGGAGUUCACUAACAAGGACAAAUUAGCGGAUAAACAAGACCUACUUGAGGUGUACAACUCGGAAAAGCGCCGGUUGGACUUGCUCCAAAUCAAACACAAACAUGUUCAGAAAGCAUUCAUGGCAUCUUACGAUCGGUUUAGGUCUCUUCAGCGUCACACACUCCAGUUGAGGGAAGAUAUGGCCGCCUGUGAGAACUUACUGAUGGAAGCAGAGCAAGAUUGCUUGGACUGUGGAGCAGCUUCCCGUGAGGCCGAUAGAGAGAUGGAGGAUUGUUUAGGGCGUCUGAAAGAGACCUCUGCGAAGAUGGGAGAAAAGGCGCAAGUGGUGAAACGAUCCUUGAACUUAGGUAAUGUGUUCUUUAAAGUAUCUGUGUUUAUGAUAACUCUGGUUUUUGCGUGUAUGCAGACUAAAACGGAGGAUCCUGGAGCAAGAGAAGUACCGUGA
Microthlaspi erraticum is the source of this 483-nucleotide messenger RNA. NCBI's taxonomy places the organism in Eukaryota, Viridiplantae, Streptophyta, Magnoliopsida, Brassicales, Brassicaceae. The record is from the annotation of a GenBank genome assembly.